GGAUGUUUUGAUACGGCAUAUCGGCAGCGCAAUACAUACCCAAGGGCAAAGAGGGCGACAAACUUCCCACCUCGUAACCCACCACCACCUUGCUUUUAACACACCUCGCCAUGGGACGCAGAAAGAUUGAGAUACAGCCGAUUACUCAUGAACGAAACCGCUCGGUGACUUUUCUAAAGAGGAAGAAUGGACUGUUCAAAAAAGCGUACGAGCUCGGUGUGCUGUGUAGUGUGGACGUUGCUGUGAUCAUCUUUGAGGAACGCCCGGGCCAUCAUCUGAAGCUGUAUGAAUACUGCUCUGGCGACACUAGGGAUAUCGUGCAGCGGCAUUUGCGCUACGAGGGCGAGAAGGAUACGCGUGGUCCAGGAGACUUUUCUGGCGCCGCAAAGAUCAUCGAUGAAGAGGAGGAAGAGGAAGAGGAGGAAGUCGUGUCCUCUGUGCCGUCAAAACGUAGGGGCAGUGGUCGACUCAGACCCGUUGGGGCUGACCUUGGCGAGGUGAGUCAGCACCACCAUAUCCACUCUUCUUUCCGGCGGUCGCUUCGUCGUCGUUGUGCACGACGAUGACGAAGGCUAUCUGUGCGUUGUUGUCCGUCGUGCCCGCCGUCGUCAUGGCGUCGCGAUCCUGGCUUCCGUUGACCGCGCAGCUUCUCUAAUCCCUUCUGGUCUCCCUUUCU
Desarmillaria tabescens is the source of this 676-nucleotide messenger RNA. RefSeq lists its product as uncharacterized. The coding region runs from base 111 to 566 and encodes 151 amino acids. The transcript is spliced from 5 exons. Gene Ontology annotation, molecular function: protein dimerization activity; DNA-binding transcription factor activity, RNA polymerase II-specific; RNA polymerase II cis-regulatory region sequence-specific DNA binding. The record is from RefSeq and is a predicted model, not a curated record. Gene Ontology annotation, biological process: regulation of transcription by RNA polymerase II. NCBI's taxonomy places the organism in Eukaryota, Fungi, Basidiomycota, Agaricomycetes, Agaricales, Physalacriaceae.